Centrocercus urophasianus (Greater sage-grouse) is the source of this 663-nucleotide messenger RNA. RefSeq names its product rhomboid like 1 (gene RHBDL1). Gene Ontology annotation, cellular component: membrane. The annotation marks the transcript as partial. The transcript has 5 exons. The record is from RefSeq and is a predicted model, not a curated record. Gene Ontology annotation, molecular function: serine-type endopeptidase activity. NCBI's taxonomy places the organism in Eukaryota, Metazoa, Chordata, Aves, Galliformes, Phasianidae.
AACAAGUGGGUGCUGCAAACCUAUCACCCCGAGUAUAUGAAGAGCCCCCUGGUCUACCACCCUGGGCACCGCGCCCGCGCCUGGCGCUUCCUCACCUACAUGUUCAUGCACGUGGGGCUGGAGCAGCUAGGGUUCAAUGCCCUCCUGCAGCUGAUGAUCGGGGUGCCCCUGGAGAUGGUGCACGGCAUCCUGCGCAUCAGCUUCCUCUACCUGGCCGGUGUCCUUGCAGGGUCCCUCACUGUCUCCAUCACGGACAUGCGGGCACCUCUGGUCGGAGGCUCAGGUGGGGUGUAUGCACUCUGCUCGGCGCAUCUCGCCAACGUCGUCAUGAACUGGGCCGGGAUGCGUUGCCCCUACAAACUGCUGCGCAUGGUGCUGGCGCUGGUGUGCAUGAGCUCGGAGGUGGGACGCGCCGUGUGGCUCCGCUUCUCGCCUCCGCUGCCAGCCUCGGGUCCGCAGCCCAGCUUCAUGGCACACCUGGCGGGGGCUAUCGUGGGCAUCAGCAUGGGGCUGACCAUCCUGCGCAGCUACGAGGAGAGCCUGCGGGACCAGUGCGGCUGGUGGGUGGUGCUGCUCUCUUACGGCACCUUCCUGCUUUUCGCCGUCUUCUGGAACAUCUUCGCCUACGACCUCCUGGGGGCACAAAUCCCCCCCCCGCCCUAA